UAAAACCCUCUUUUGCAGUAAACCCUCGAAGGUCAGCUAUGGCGCUUUCCAAGCCUUCACUGUUCAAUCACUUGGCCAAAACCCUAGCGAAAUCCGGCCGUUUAUCGCCGCACGCGCCGCCGCCGAGGACCUUCCUUCCUGUUCGAUUCUUCUCAUUUGCCACGCCUGAAGAAGCUGCCGCCGAGCGUCGCAAACGGAAGCGCCGUCUUCGUAUCGAGCCCCCACUCUCCUCCCUCCGACAACAGCAGCAGCCUCGCCCGACUCCGACGCCUGCACCCCAAAAUCCUAACGCUCCUAAGCUCCCAGAACCGGUAUCUGCACUUUCCGGCAACCGCCUCAACCUCCAUAACCGUAUCCUCAAGCUCAUCCGUGAGAACGAUCUCGAAGAGGCCGCGUUGCUCACUCGCCACUCGAUAUACUCUAAUUGCCGACCGACGAUUUACACGUGCAAUGCAGUAAUGGCGGCGCAGCUGCGGCAGGGUAAGUAUGCUGAGCUCCUCUCACUUCACAGGUUCAUUACACAAGCUGGCGUUGCUGCAAAUGUCGUUACGCACAAUCUCCUCCUCAAUGUCUAUCUCGACUGCCGGAAAACUGAUUUGGCUCUGGAGCAAUACAAGCAGUUAAUUAACGAUGCUCCAUUCAAUCCCUCCCUCAGCACUUACAGAAUUCUGAUCAAGGGGCUUGUGGACAAUCAGCUAGUUGAAAAGGCAAUUGAGAUUAAGGAUGAAAUGGCAGGGAAGGGUUUUAAGCCGGAUCCUACUGUUUAUGCCUAUUUGAUGUUGGGGCAAGCAAAGAAUUCGAACGCAGAAGGGGUUUUUGAGUUGUAUGAGGAGUUGGAACAGAAAAUGGAAACAGAUAAGAUAUUGGAUGGCGUGGUUUAUGGGAAUUUGAUGAAAGGAUACUUCUUGAAAGGAAUGGAAACAGAGGCAAUGGAGUGUUACAGGAGGGUUGUGGGUGAGGAUUCGACUGUUACUAUGAAUGCAGUCGCCUAUAAUUAUAUUUUAGAGGCUUUGUGCAAGAAUGGGAAGCUUGACGAGGCGCUGAAUCUGUUCGAGAAGAUGAAGACUGUCCAUGAUCCUCCUAGAAAACUGACUGUAAACUUGGGAAGUUACAAUAUUAUCGUUGAUGGGUAUUGUGCAGAGAAUAGAUAUAGUGAGGCCAUUGAAGUUUUCAAUAGUAUGGGGGAGAAAAGGUGCAGUCCCGAUACUUUAUCAUACAAUGUGCUGAUCGAUCAGUUAUGUAGAAAUGAAAUGUUUGUUGAGGCAGAGAAUCUGUACAAAGGAAUGGCUGAUAAGAAUGUAAGCCCGGACGAGUACACCUUUACUGUUCUAAUGGAUACUUGCUUACAGGAGAAUAGAACAGACGAUGCAGCUCACUACUUCAAGACUAUGGUUGAGUCGAAGCUGAGACCAAACAUGGCAGUCUAUAAUAGAUUGAUUGAGGGGUUGAUUGAUGUUGGUAAGGUUGAUGAGGCGAAGUUUUUCUUUGAAAUGAUGUUGCCUAAACUGAGGAUGAACGAUGAUGCAUACAAGUGCAUCAUGAAGGCAUUGUUUGAAGCUGGGAAGCAUGACGAAGUGCUGAAAAUUGUUGAUGGAAUGUUGAGGGAGGAUCCAAAUGAUUUCACUGAGGAACUGGAGGAGUUCGUCAGAGAAUGGUUGAGAAAGGAAGGGCGUGAAGAUGAGUUUACAAAUAUUAGAUCGACCAUUGAAAAGGAGAAGGCUGAGGCUGCAGCUAAAGCUGCUGAAGAAGCUGAACGAGCCAAGGCCAAUGCCAAGGCUGCAGUUGCUUCUUUGCUGCCUUCCAAGUUGUUGAAUAACGAGAACAAGAAGUCAGAAGAAGCAGAAGAAUCUACCGAAGAUACUGCAGCCACCUCUGCUUCUUUGGACGAAGAAACGCUGCCUGGGAAGGAUGGAGCAGCUGAAAUUGAGGGUAGUGUUGUAAGCAAGCAAGGAGCGGCUUGAUGUGGGAGCAUGGAUUAAGGAAGAAGAAAUCAACAGAAUAGAGGGAAGAAAGGAAAGUAGAGAGAGAGAGAGAGAGAGGGAGGGA
This is a messenger RNA of Andrographis paniculata, 2046 nucleotides long. RefSeq names its product pentatricopeptide repeat-containing protein At3g49240, mitochondrial. Lineage: Eukaryota; Viridiplantae; Streptophyta; Magnoliopsida; Lamiales; Acanthaceae. The transcript is spliced from 2 exons. Gene Ontology annotation, molecular function: protein binding. Gene Ontology annotation, cellular component: chloroplast. Bases 39 to 1961 code for a protein of 640 amino acids. The record is from RefSeq and is a predicted model, not a curated record.